This is a messenger RNA of Fraxinus pennsylvanica, 495 nucleotides long. The record is from the annotation of a GenBank genome assembly. NCBI's taxonomy places the organism in Eukaryota, Viridiplantae, Streptophyta, Magnoliopsida, Lamiales, Oleaceae.
AUGACCACCCGGUCUCAGAAUAAUAUAGUGAAACCAAAACAGCUCAUGGAUGGCACAGUCAGGUACCCUUUGCCACAGUCUUUUCUUGCUAUUACAGAAGCGACCCUUUUUCUCUUCUCCUUCACUCCAUCAAUCCGAUCCGACCCACUUCCCUCAUCUCUCUCCUACCGACCUGAACCCACUUUCAGACAACUGAAAUCCACUUACGUUGACACCAUUUCACUGUCUGCUGACCGCCCCGUCAGCUUCCAUGAUCUUCUCGGCAUAUCCGAAAAAACUGGAACCCAAUUGGAGAUCAAACGAGCAUACAAACAGCUAGCCAGGAAAUACCACCCGGACGUGUCGCCUCCUGAUAGAGUCCAGGACUAUACUGAGAGGUUUAUUCGGGUCCAGGAGGCCUAUGUAACGCUGUCGGAUCCUAGGAUGAGGGCCUUGUAUGAUAGAGACAUGGCUAAGGGACUCCACCUUGCAUUUUCUGCCCGUGGACGUACGUAA